This is a messenger RNA of Caenorhabditis angaria, 779 nucleotides long. NCBI's taxonomy places the organism in Eukaryota, Metazoa, Nematoda, Chromadorea, Rhabditida, Rhabditidae. The record is from the annotation of a GenBank genome assembly.
AUGUCCGAGGAUCACGAUGAUGAGCACUUCAACCCAACCGAAUCUGGAGCUGCCUCCACAUUCCCAAAACAAUGUUCAGCUCUCCGUAAGAACGAGCACGUCAUGAUCAAGGGACGUCCAUGCAAGGUAAAUUUUUCUUGAAUUUUUAAACACUGAUUUUCGUGCAAUGAUGGUUUUGGAUAAGUUUCGGCUGAAAAUUGUGAUGCCAAAUUUUUAUAUGCUGAGCACUUCAAACAUAAGUCACAGAUACUAAAUAUUUCCACAAAAAUUCAAAUUUAUCGUUUACAGAUCGUUGAAAUGUCCACCUCAAAGACUGGAAAGCACGGUCACGCUAAAGUCCACAUGGUCGCUUUGGAUAUUUUCACCAACAAGAAACUCGAAGAUAUCUGUCCAUCCACCCACAACAUGGAUGUUCCAGUCGUCAAGCGUCGUGAGUACCUCGUAAGUUUCAAUUUUUGAAAAACGUUAUCAUGUUUUAAUUCUAUUUUCUUUCAGUUGAUGGCUAUCGAUGACGGAUAUGCCAACUUGAUGGACCCAGAAACCUGUGAGGAGAAGAACGACCUUAAGAUGCCAGACAACGAAAUCGGACAACAAAUCAGAGAUGCUCUUGAGAAAGACGAAGGAACCGUUUUGGUGAGUUUUGAAAAUAUUUUUCAUAAAAUUCAAUUUUUUGUUGAAUUUUUAAAUCUCAAAUUAAUUUGUUAAAUUUCUAGGUCCAAGUCGUAUCCGCCUGCGGAGAAGAAGCUGUUCUCGGAUGGAAGGUCAGCACCAAGGAAUAA